AUGCGGCCUGUUGCUCCUGUCCACACGCUGGCGCAAUGGGACCGGAUCUCUGCCGCUUGCUCGCGGGAAGCUGACGUGACACUCCCCGUGCCCCGCAUGCUUGUGCCAAUGACGGAGACGCAAUCCCCGGCUGCUCCUGUGGACCCGGUCUUUGGUCUGGUUUACAUGGUCAAAGCGGGCAGCGGCACGAUGGCGCGCCAGCUAUUGAACUUUGCAAUACCAUCGGGGUGGCCCGUUUCUAAUGCUGGCGUAAAGGCGCAGAACAAAAGCGUAAAGUUCGCCGAGCAUGGGCAGUUUUAUCGCUCACGGUAUCGGGUUGUCUUGGGAUCCGCGACCUUGAGCAACUUGCACCUCGUAGGUCGCCCAGAGAUGGUGAUCACCACCCUGCGCGAGCCGGUGGAUCGAGCCAUCUCGCUAUUCAACUACAACUGCGUGUGCAACAUCGAGAACAAGGUCAGGAGCGCCAAUUGCACCGACACAUUCACCGCCUACGCGAGGAUGGAGGCCACCACCGUCAUCAACACUCUGCUCCGAGGUUCGGGCGACGACACGUACGUGGAAGAGCGCGGUAGAGGCGGCCUGGCACUCCAAGCGCUGAGGUGCUUCAACAGGUCCUCGCCAGAAACCUCGACGGGGCUGGAGAACCUGCUCCUCGAGCUGCUACAGGUGCAGCUGAUGGCGCCCUGUGUCAGCGUGCUGCCGCUGCACGAGCUCCAGCACUCGCUCUCGCUGCUCAACGAGCGCUUGCGUCCUUAUAACCUAUCGCUGGACGAGUACGCCCCCAAACACAACAGCCUGUACACCCACCGAUGCUCGGAGGGCCAGAGAAGCUCAGGGAAAUGUCAAGCGUGCCCAAAGGAGCGCAUGGCCAUGCUUCUCGACCCGGGCGACCACGCCGUGAGAAAUGCAAUACGAAUGCAGACCACGUCGGAGCCGGUUGUGCGAGUCUCCCAUCGGCUCUGGGACUGGUUCAAUCGGAGUAGCCAGUCGGUCGGGGGCGCGACGACGCUUCCCAGGGAAGCACUCACGCGGCCUGCCACCAUGCGGAUUCGAGUCAAGUCCGUCACGGGCGAGGAGGUUGAGGUCUCGGUGGCGGACGACGGAUUGGUGGCCGAGCUCAAGGCCGCGCUGGUGGCAGCACGAGCGGAGUGGCAGCCAUCGUCGCGUCUCCGCAUCGCGUGCAACGGCGCCAUGCUUGACGACGCAUCGCCCCUGGCGGAUGCGGUGAAUACAGGCGGCCGCUUCAUCGUCGUCGUCGGAAGUGCUCCGCCGGUCACGCCGCAAGCACCGCCCGCCGAUGUGCUGCCCGCGGUGCCGCCACCGUCGCUCGACGAGCUCUUCAGCCUCGCAUCGCCGGCGGCGCUGGGCGUGCUGCUCAAGCUUGCGAGCAACGUGCUGGGUGCGCCGGACGAGGCCAAGUUCCGCAGGGUCCGCCGCGGCAACCAGAUGGUCGCUGGCAAGGUGCUCUGCCACGCCAAGGGAGAGGUGUGGCUGGCGGCACUUGGCUUCGAAGCCGCGCCCGCCAGCGCGGGCGGCGUGGAGGCGGCGGACGAGGACAUUCCCCUCGUGACCACCAUCUCUGCGGCGGCGUUGCGCCCGGUGCAUGCGGCACUCACACGGGCGGUCGACGGGGCGCGGCCGUCGCGCGUCUGCGUCGCCAAGGGAUGGGUUGUGCACGGGCUGUGCAUCGAGCUGGGCGACGGCUCCCGCUGCGGCGCCUUCCUCGAGAAUGACGGCAGCCGGAUGGACCUCACCGACGACGCCGGCCUGGCCCGCCGCGGCGGCGCAUGGCACGAGGCGGAGGCGGGCGAGCGGCUCGUGGCGGUGCGCGGGCGGAACUCGGCGAUGGGGUACUUGUGCGGCGAAGUCCACCUGGUCCUGUCGUCGGGGCGGACGCUGCCGAUCGUCGGCGAGAACGCCAGCGUGUUCGGCGCGUCCUUUGAGUAUGCCGUGCCACCGCUCGACGAGCUUGCUGACAUCCUCUUUGCCGACGGAAAGUGCGUCGGGAUCACGCUACGCUCCGAGGCGCUCCAACGGCAGGCGGCCGCCACGCAGUCCGCCAACCCGCAGGGCGCUAAAAGUCCUCCUCCGCCGCCGGCCGAGCUCGAGCGGCCACGCGUCCUCCAUUCCGUCGCGCAGCUCCACUCUUGGGCCGCUGCGCGCGCGACGGAAGCGCCGCGGCCGCGCGCGCCCACCGCGCCGACGACUGCGCUGCCCAAGAGGCCGCGCGCGCUGGCCUGCCACGACUGCCGCGGCGGGUACAACCCUCUCGCCGACGACGAGUACCUGAACUGCUUCCGCGGGUGGGAGGCCGUCGACGUGUUCGUCUACUUUGGCCACCACCGCGUCUCGAUGCCGCCCCGCGUGUGGGCAUGCCACGCGCGCAGUCUGCCGUGCCUCGGCACGCUCAUCGUGGAGGGAGACGCGCCGAGCGAGGCGGCGGGGAUGGGAGCGGUGCACGAGCUGCUCGAGCUGCUCACGGUCUGCCUCAAGCAGCGGGCCCUCGUCCUCGUGUACGAUUCCCUCGACCGCACCGGGCGCGUGCGCUACCAGAACAGCCUCGCCCCAGACAACAAGGCCGCCUUCGACGCGUGCGAUGGCCUCUUCACCAACUACUGGUGGGGCGCGAAGCAGCUGGCGCAGUCUGUGGCCCUCGCCGGCGCGCGACGAUCGAUCUGCGCCUGGCCGCGGUUGGGCGAGGUCGCGCCUCCGUGCCCCGCCGCGUCGCGCGCGGUCGCAAACGGAAGCUCGCUCAGCUGCAGCGUGCGCCGCCCGUUCCAGUACGACUGGAGCACCUCACCGGCCGAGGUGGCAAAGGUGAAGUCGUCCGUCUUGACCGUGAGCGACCACGGGCAGAUGCGCAGUUUGCUGAAGCUGCUCACGAGCACCGUGCCGCGCGCCGCGCCGCCGGGCGGGAAGUACGACAGGUUGGUUGACGGGCUGCGCAACGAGACAAACUCGGUCGGGCGCGCGCUGAGGACGUUGUGGCAAAAGAGCUCGAGUGGCGGCUGGGACCGGUCGCCGUGCGCCCAGAGGCGGUACUCGCCGUCCGCGCCCGACGGCUCGUCCGCGCCGCCCUCGAUGCGGAGCUUGACCGCCACGUCGCGUGCGCAUGCCGGAGUGAGCGCGCGCAACGCGAGGCAGAUGCCGCGCCACUCGUGGCACACCUCGCCCACUCGGUCGAGCUCGCCCGCGCUGAUGAGGCACCCGGCGGCCACCGCGCGCGUCGUGCUGCGCGAGAGCAGAGGGAAGAUGUGGAGGAGUACCACGUCUGCCGGAAGCGACAGCUGA
Messenger RNA from Emiliania huxleyi CCMP1516, 3291 nucleotides. RefSeq lists its product as hypothetical. The transcript is spliced from 6 exons. Gene Ontology annotation, cellular component: cytoplasm. The record is from RefSeq and is a predicted model, not a curated record. Gene Ontology annotation, biological process: protein deglycosylation. NCBI's taxonomy places the organism in Eukaryota, Haptophyta, Isochrysidales, Noelaerhabdaceae. Gene Ontology annotation, molecular function: mannosyl-glycoprotein endo-beta-N-acetylglucosaminidase activity; protein binding. Bases 1 to 3291 code for a protein of 1096 amino acids.